This is a messenger RNA of Penicillium vulpinum, 981 nucleotides long. Its product is annotated as cyclase. The coding region runs from base 1 to 981 and encodes 326 amino acids. Lineage: Eukaryota; Fungi; Ascomycota; Eurotiomycetes; Eurotiales; Aspergillaceae. Gene Ontology annotation, molecular function: arylformamidase activity. The record is from RefSeq and is a predicted model, not a curated record. The transcript is spliced from 5 exons.
AUGUCGUCUCUUCCGAACUUCGAUGACCUUCCUCCUGUCAAUGGAAUGCCGCAAGGCUGUUCUUGGGGCAUCUUCGACAAAGGUGACAAGAAAGAUGUCUUGGGAACCCUGAAUCUACUCACCCCAGAAGUUGUCAAGGAUGCUGUCGCGGAGGUUCGCCAUGGCGUGUCUAUUUCUCUCAAUUGGCCCAUCGGAAGCAUCAAAAUCCCAGGAUUCUUUCGAAAAAGCCUCUGUCAUAAUGUCACAAAGUUGGAAGACCCAGUAUCUGGCAGCCACUAUGGGUUCGACGAUGAGGUCGAGUUCAAUACCCAAGCCAGUAGUCAAUGGGAUAGUUUCGCUCAUUUCACGCACCUCCCAGCCGGCCUCACCUACAAUGGAGUGAAACCAACAAUCGAAGCAUUCCACACCCCCGAGUCAGCUCAACACCUGCCAACACUAGACCGCCGAGGCGUAAUGCUAGACUUCAAGAGUUACGCGGAGAUCCACGGGAUAAGCUACAACCAAUUCUCCGGUUUCCGAAUUGGGAUUACCGAGCUGGAAGCAGUGGCGACCUGGCAGGGGUUAACCUUCCGGGCAGGCGAUAUCCUCCUCAUCCGAUUCGGCGUAACCGAGACACUGGGUCAAAUGACUGGCGCCGAGCAGGGAGCUGCGAUGUGCAGUGGCAGGAUGUGUGGGCUGGAGGGGAGUAAGGAAAUAGUACGAUGGCUUUGGGAUCGGCAUUUCGCUGCUGUUGUGAGUGACAACUCGGCGGUUGAGGCUAUGCCGCCUAUCGUUAAUGGUGUGGAACAACCUACCCAUGAGCUUGUGUUGCAUCAGUGGUGUCUUAGUUUGUUGGGUAUUCCGCUUGGUGAGCUUUGGGAUUUGAAGGAGCUGGCGGAGGCUUGUAGGGCUAGUAAGCAGUACUCUUUCUUGCUUACUUCGUCACCGCUGAAUUUUCCUGGUGCUAUUGCGAGCCCGCCUAAUGCAUUGGCCAUUCUGUGA